Fusarium redolens is the source of this 1797-nucleotide messenger RNA. RefSeq lists its product as uncharacterized. Gene Ontology annotation, biological process: amino acid catabolic process. NCBI's taxonomy places the organism in Eukaryota, Fungi, Ascomycota, Sordariomycetes, Hypocreales, Nectriaceae. The record is from RefSeq and is a predicted model, not a curated record. Bases 1 to 1797 code for a protein of 598 amino acids. The transcript is spliced from 3 exons. Gene Ontology annotation, molecular function: polyamine oxidase activity; L-amino-acid oxidase activity.
AUGCGUUUCUUCAGCUUCAAUAAUAAGAGAGACUCUCACAAGCAUCCCAAGAAGGAUCGCACCCUCCCUCCUCCCAAACCAGUCCUUAAUUCGCACUUUGUCAAGAGACAGACCUCCAAGAUCGGCGAACAAAAGGUACGCCCCCAGGCCUGGGUCGAUACACCUCAAAUUGUGUACUCGGCAUGGAACCAGGCUGGGGGUGAUAUCAAUCAGCCACUCGGAACUCUGCCCUCCAACUUCUCCGUCGUUCUUGUCGGUGGUGGCAUCACCAACGUUGUUCUGGCUUUCAACCUCGUCAAGGCUGGUGCAGAUGUCACGUUGAUCGAAGCCACAGACGAUGUUGGCGGCCGUCUCCGAACCAUUGAGACCCCUGAUAGUGUCAACGUUGCUGAGAUGGGAGCGAUGCGUUUUCCCCCGUCUGAAGAUCUUCUAACUGAUCCAGGCAAAGUUCCCACUGUUGUCUUCUACCAAGAAACUCCUACCUCUUGGAUCAUUAGCAACGGCUGGAGCUCUCUGAUCUCUAGGGGCUUGACUGGUGGUGCUCAGUCGAUUACCGCGGCCACUCAACUCACCGAAUGGCUCAGUUCAUCUGACACCGAGACGCGCAACCAAGUCAUCCCGGAAUGGCAAAAGUACCUAGAUGAGUUUGGCAACGACAGUUGCUACACCGCACUUCAGCGUAUCUUUGGAGAGAAGCACGAGUGGGACGGUCCGGGGGGUCAAGUCUGGACUGAAGAUGACUUUGAGCGUUUCGGCACCCUCGGCGUUGGCUCCGGUGGCUUUGGUGCCGUCUACUCUGCUGGCUUCAACUCGAUCUUCCGUCUUAUCGUCAAUGGUCUCGAGUCUGAUCAGGCCAUCUUUGCGAAGAUGACUGGCGAUGGUCUUCAAGCGACCGGAAUCCGGAAGCUGGCCAAGGCUAUCUGGCAGCGGGCUACGGACCUGGGUCUCAAGACCAAGUUUGACACUGUUGCCAAGAUCACUAGCGGUGGUGGUGAUGAUGUUGACUAUGUUGUUAUCCAAGAAACUCCAUCUUCUGAUAACGGUAACCCCACCGCUGACCAGGUCGAGUACGACCUUGCUGUUGUUGGUACCUCAAGCCGAGCCAUGAACUUCGCCUUUGCAGAUGUCUCGGACACGACCAACGAGCCCAUCAUGUCAUCUGCAGUCAACCGUGGUAUCACCGACCUCCACAUGACUGCCUCCUCCAAGCUUUACAUCCGCACGAAGAAGUUCUGGAACGACCAGCCAGCCGAUUUCCCUCGAGUCAUUCUGUCUGACACAGACCUUCCCCAGGCUUACACUCUCGACUACGGACAUCCAGACUAUGGUAUGGUCCUUCUCACGUAUGCUUGGGAGGAUCUCUCGCAGACGAUCUUGACCAUCCAAGAUCCUCACAAGCUGCUCUCUAUCCUCAAGGAGCAGAUUGCUCGGAUCAUGCGGGAUAGCAGCUAUCCCAACUACGCUGACUUCCUCGACCCCGUGACCGACGAUGACGUUUACCUAGUCCACUGGCCCCUUGAUCAGUACUCCUAUGGUGCAUUCUCCCUCGGUCUUCCAGGACAAGACAAGCUUAUCUCUUCCAUGUUCUAUGACUACCAGAAGCUCAACGAUACUUCGAGCUCGCGAGUCUUGAUCAACAGUGACUGCACGUCAUUCCUUGGAGGAUGGGUCGAUGGCGGACUGCAGCCAGCACAUAACUCUAUGGCCGCAAUCUUUGAGCGCUUUGGCUCUUUGAACCCUGUUGCGGCUGAUUUUGCGCCUUCUGCGCUUUUGGGAGCCAGCCCAUAUCAGUACUAA